AUGUUCUUAGCUAAUCUUGUCGGACAACAAAUUAUAGAUCAUAAUAAUCACGUAUAUGUCGCUGCAUAUACAACUCAAUGGUACGCAACUCCUUUAUCUAUACAAAAGCUAAUAUUGUUUCUGCUGCAAAGAGGUAAUAAGAGUUUUGGUCUUCGUAUCGGUGGAUUGUUCAUAGCAUCUUUAGAAUGUUUUGCCACGCUAGCAAAUGCAGCCGUAUCUUAUUUUACUGUUAUGUAUUCAACGCGAUCAUAA
Messenger RNA from Wasmannia auropunctata (little fire ant), 252 nucleotides. RefSeq lists its product as uncharacterized. Gene Ontology annotation, cellular component: plasma membrane. Gene Ontology annotation, molecular function: olfactory receptor activity; odorant binding. The transcript has 3 exons. Bases 1 to 252 code for a protein of 83 amino acids. Gene Ontology annotation, biological process: sensory perception of smell; detection of chemical stimulus involved in sensory perception of smell. Lineage: Eukaryota; Metazoa; Arthropoda; Insecta; Hymenoptera; Formicidae. The record is from RefSeq and is a predicted model, not a curated record.